Molecule: messenger RNA, 1691 nt
Organism: Dalotia coriaria
Lineage: Eukaryota; Metazoa; Arthropoda; Insecta; Coleoptera; Staphylinidae
Product: odorant receptor 49b-like
Exons: 5
Coding region: 84-1226 (380 amino acids)
Biological process (GO): sensory perception of smell; detection of chemical stimulus involved in sensory perception of smell
Cellular component (GO): plasma membrane
Molecular function (GO): odorant binding; olfactory receptor activity
Source: RefSeq, a predicted model, not a curated record
AUUAAUAUAAAAGCAUUGGAAUACUUAUAAUUUCUUCACUUAACUUUCGUAAAAGAAAAAAUCAUUGAAUUUAAAAACAAAAAAUGGUAAGAUACUCUAAUUUAAUAAAUAUUAGUUUUUCUGCGUUGUCCAUAGUGAGUCAGCGUCCGACUGACAAUCGAAAUGUGGGACAAUUCAUUAUUAUUUUGGUUAUCCUGGCAUCUUUAUUAAGUUUAUGUCUUACUGCUGUUUUAUUAUGGAAUCUUAAUGGUGAUGUUGAUUUGCUUGCAAGGACUGUUGAAGGCAUGACAACUUGGUGUCAGAUGUUUAUAAAAGUAAUACCUCUGUACAUACAAAGAGAUCGUUUCAUAGAUUUAUAUGAAGCUCAUUUGAAUUUUUGGAAUCCAGAUGAUUUCCCGAAAAGUCUUCAGAGAAAAAUUGAAUCAACUUAUAAACUUGUUUACAGAAUUCUUUUUACUUUUGCGGUGCUGGUUUACUGCACCUGUGUAUUAUUUUACUUACAACCAAUAUUUAAACCUAAUGAACUUUUAGUUGCCUGUUACGUCCCUGAUAUACCCUAUGCAUUCGAAAUCUUGCAAGUUUACGAAUACAUAUAUGGUUUUACGUUUGCUGCGUUUGUUGUUGGCAUAGACAGCCUUUAUGUUAUUUAUUGUACACAUUUGAUUGUGCAGAUAAAAAUCAUAAACUACUCUCUGGAACAUAUUGACGUUACUGAUGCCAACUUUAUGAAUGAUUUUAAAGUUUUGAUUGAGUAUCAUAACUUUUUAUUAAUGUACGCCUCAGAACUGCUUAGUUUCUGGAGUUUACCAUUAUUGGCACAAUAUGUUAUAUCGAUUUACAUGAGUUGCAUGGAAUUAUAUAUGUUGGUAGAAAAUUUGUCAAAUUUUGGAAGAGUAAUGUUGAGUGCUGUGUAUUGUUCGUCUCUGUAUGUACAAUUCGCAUUGUAUUGUUUCCCAGCAACAUAUUUUAUAGCUGAAGCUGAAAUUCUGCCGGUUUCUAUGUAUAACAGUAAUUGGUAUGAAGGAACUAUUUCAAUACAGAAAAAUGUGUGUUUUGUUAUCAUGAGAGCUCAAAAGUCAUUUCGUUUUUACGCUGCAGGACUUGCUGAAAUAAACUGUCAAGCAUUUGUCGCGGUUUUAAAAACUUCUUUGACUAUUUUUACUAUAAUGCGGCAAUUUAAAGAAGAAUUAACAACUGAUACCAAAGAACUUCAUUUACGCACCUAAAAUAUAAUUUAUUUGUGUUUAUUGCACUAAUAUUUAAAAAAUUAUGCAUAGUUUAGAAUGUUUCCUAGUAUUUGUAACUUUAAAUCGUACGAAAGCUUACAAAAGCAUAUUGCAGUUGUUCUUCAUUUUAUAUUUAAAUUUGAAUUUGACAUAGGCAACUUUAUAUACAUCAUAGCUAUAUGAAAGUUUCAUAGUUGUUUUACUUUGAUAUCACUUUGUAGCUAUUUUCUUCUAUCUAGAGUGUUUGUAAUUAAAAGAAUAGGUCUCAAAUUUUUAAUUUAAUUAAUUUAUUUUUUAAAUUUAUUUUUAUUUUGAUCUAACAUCACAAUGUAGAUAUAAUGAUAAAAUUUGCUAUGUAUUUUAAACUGGUGCAUACAUUUACUUGUUUUAAUUGUUUGUUUUCCUGUACUUUUAGGUUGUUUGAUGGUAAAUGGCUGUGUGCAUAAAUAAAUAAACAUAGAAAUU